Messenger RNA from Procambarus clarkii (red swamp crayfish), 1524 nucleotides. RefSeq names its product bestrophin-2. The record is from RefSeq and is a predicted model, not a curated record. Gene Ontology annotation, molecular function: chloride channel activity. Lineage: Eukaryota; Metazoa; Arthropoda; Malacostraca; Decapoda; Cambaridae.
CGGGCAAGGAGUUGACAGUUGCUGGAGUUGAGGGUAGAAGUGUUGCCUGGGAUCUCCUGAGCUGUGUGGCCAGGCCACCACUGUAACACGCAAGCAGCAUACAGUACCUCACUGUAACCAUACACUGCAGAUUACAGUAUUAAUAUCAGUUCCAUACACAGCCAGUGACAGCAAAAAUGUUGGAAUUCAACUGAAAUUAUUCGGAGGAAAACACUACUGAACUGAAUCUGCUCUAGACGACCACCACAGUCGUCCUCCACCACAGUCGUCCUCUACUACAGUCGUCCUCCACAAGGUCCUCCGCCGCCAUGACCGUCCACUACACAGAUAAGGUUGCCAGUCGAGGUGGCUUUGGCUCCUUCUGGAAGCUCCUGCUCAAGUGGCGAGGCAGUGUGUACAAGAUGGUGUGGCAGGAUAUGCUUCUCUACAUCGUCCUCUACUACACCUUGUCUCUCCUCUACCGCUUCGCGUUCCCCAGCGACUUACAAAGAAUGUUUGAGAGACUUGUGAUCCACUGUUCCCGGUUCCGUAACCUGAUCCCGGUGUCCUUUGUGCUGGGCUUCUUCGUGUCCCUUGUGGUAAACCGGUGGUGGGGUGUAUACCAGACUCUACCCUUCCCCGACAACACUGCCAUACUCACCGCUACACAUAUCCCAGGCCAGAAUGCAGCAGCGAGGGAGGCAAGAAGCACCAUACUUCGCUACGUCAACCUCACCAUUGCCCUCACCUUCACCAUCAUCUCUCCAGUGGUGAAGAGAAAGCACCCAACACUCAACAGCCUGGUAAUGGCCGGUUUCUUGACUGAGAGCGAGCAGGAGAUCCUAGAGACGUUGAAGAGCAAGUCUAGCGUGCACAACGCGUGGGCGCCGAUAUUGUGGGCGUGCAAGACCGUUGACCGGGCCAAGAGAGACGGCCUGGUCAGUGAUGCCGGCCAGAGAGCCAUCACCGCAGAGAUCAUCACCAUCAGGGCCAAGUGUGGGGGGCUCUUGGGCUGGCACGAGUACAAUGUCCCCCUCGUCUAUACUCAGGUUGUGACCAUAGCGGUGUACUCCUUCUUCUUCUUCUCCGUGUUGGGGGAGCAGUUUCUGAGGACGGACCAAGGCUACGCCAACCACACCAUAGAUCUCUACAUCCCGAUCUUUGCCCUCCUUCAACUGUUUUUCUAUGUUGGCUGGAUAAAGGUCGCCGAAGCUCUCCUCAAUCCUUUUGGCGAGGAUGAUAAUGACUUCGAGUUCGUACCACUGCUUACCAGGCAUGUUGAGAUGUCCCGUUUACUGUCGGAGCCGAGCCCUAGCGAACUGCCGGAGAAGGUACGAGACAUUGAGACGGAGGCGCCGCCUGUCAAGAUUAACUACGCCAAUGAAGACGAAACUCAGUCUAACACUUCCACUGAUUAGGAACCAGCUCGGAGCCUCAGUCCCUGGUGCCUCAGUCCCUGGAGCCUCAGUCCCUGGUGCCUCAGUCCCUGGUGCCUCAGUCCCUGGUGCCUCAGUCCCUGGAGCCUCAGUCACUGGUGCCUCAGUC